Messenger RNA from Sorex fumeus (smoky shrew), 510 nucleotides. It is a transcript of the gene RPS26, whose product is annotated as ribosomal protein S26. The transcript is spliced from 4 exons. Gene Ontology annotation, biological process: translation. Bases 94 to 441 code for a protein of 115 amino acids. The record is from RefSeq and is a predicted model, not a curated record. Gene Ontology annotation, molecular function: mRNA binding; structural constituent of ribosome. Lineage: Eukaryota; Metazoa; Chordata; Mammalia; Eulipotyphla; Soricidae. Gene Ontology annotation, cellular component: cytosolic small ribosomal subunit; ribosome.
UUAGGACUUCUUCCGGUGUGCGCGUAGGGAUCUCACACUAUAUAAGAGAGCCGGGACGAGAGCCGGAUCCUCUUUCGUAUCUCCGCUUCCAAGAUGACCAAAAAAAGAAGAAACAACGGGCGAGCCAAAAAGGGCCGUGGCCACGUGCAGCCCAUCCGCUGCACCAACUGCGCCCGGUGUGUGCCCAAGGAUAAGGCGAUCAAGAAGUUCGUCAUUCGGAACAUCGUGGAGGCCGCGGCAGUGAGGGACAUUUCCGAAGCCAGCGUUUUCGACGCCUAUGUGCUUCCCAAGUUGUAUGUGAAGUUACACUACUGUGUGAGUUGUGCCAUUCACAGCAAGGUGGUAAGGAACCGAUCUCGUGAAGCCCGCAAGGACCGAACACCCCCUCCGAGGUUCAGACCUGCGGGUGCUGCCCCAAGACCUCCACCAAAACCCAUGUAAGGCAGCUACUGACCUUAAGGAUUGAAGACAAACUCCUUCCGAGGAAAAUAAAGUGGAACUUAUACCUUG